AGAUAAAAUAUCAUCACAAACCAACAACAAACAAACAAACACACCACAAAGCAAAAGAAGCAUACAAAGAAAAGGUUAACUUCUCACGCAAGCAAGGAUGGCACCGAUGAAGAAGAGUCUCUUUGCUCUUCUCCUCUCAUCACCAAUUCUGAUCAUAUGUCUUGUCGCAUUGCUGGCUGGUACGGUUUCAGUCGGAGCUCGCCGGUUAGUGGAGGAGGCUCCUAAACCGGAGAUACCAAAGUUGCCUGAACUACCUCACCCGGAGCUACCCAAGUUUGAAGUUCCCAAGUUGCCUGAGCUCCCUAAACCAGAGAUGCCCAAGUUACCUGAGUUCCCAAAGCCUGAGUUACCAAAAAUGCCAGAGGUUCCCAAGCCUGAGUUGCCUAAGUUCCCGGAGAUUCCAAAACCCGAAUUGCCAAAGAUGCCAGAGGUUCCUAAGCCUGAGAUGCCUAAGUUGAUGGAGACUCCAAAGCCUGAGGCUCCUAAGUUGCCGGAGGUUCCAAAGCCUGAGCUACCAAAGGUGCCGGAGAUCCCAAAGCCCGAGCUGCCAAAGGUGCCAGAGAUUCCAAAGCCGGAGCUACCAAAGGUGCCAGAGAUUCAAAAACCGGAGCUACCAAAGGUGCCGGAGAUUCAGAAGCCUGAGCUACCAAAGAUGCCGGAGGUUCCUAAGCCUGAGUUACCAAAGAUUCCAGAGGUUCAAAAGCCUGAGGCUCCUAAAUUGCCAGAGAUUCAGAAGCCAGAGUUACCAAAAAUGCCAGAGAUUCCAAAGCCUGAGUUGCCAAAGAUGCCGGAGUUACCAAAGAUGCCGGAGAUUCCAAAGCCUGAGGCUCCUAAGUUGCCAGAGAUUCCAAAACCAGAGCUACCAAAGAUGCCUGAAGUUCCCAAGUUGCCGGAACUCCCAAAGGUUCCUGGAACUCACUAAGCCUAUUAGAACCAGGCUCACUCUACGAUCUUAAACUACUACAUCACACUUGUCUUGUUUGUCUAUUUGCAGAGAUAUACACUUGUGUCUGUAUAUCUCAUCAUCCUUUCUUUAGUAGCCAUACUUCUUUUUCUUUUUUGAUACAUGUAUACUUGUAUUCUGUUUGUCUCUUUGUAUGUUAUCAUACAUGCAAAUUUCUUUGUAUUUGAUAUACUUUUAUUUAAUGGAUUGUGUUGUUUUUUGAUGACA
This is a messenger RNA of Brassica napus (rape), 1171 nucleotides long. RefSeq names its product protein PELPK1-like. The record is from RefSeq and is a predicted model, not a curated record. Lineage: Eukaryota; Viridiplantae; Streptophyta; Magnoliopsida; Brassicales; Brassicaceae. The coding region runs from base 98 to 922 and encodes 274 amino acids. The transcript has a single exon.